Messenger RNA from Ostreococcus lucimarinus CCE9901, 780 nucleotides. RefSeq lists its product with no specific name. Lineage: Eukaryota; Viridiplantae; Chlorophyta; Mamiellophyceae; Mamiellales; Bathycoccaceae. The record is from RefSeq and is a predicted model, not a curated record. Gene Ontology annotation, biological process: maturation of 5.8S rRNA; maturation of LSU-rRNA. The coding region runs from base 1 to 780 and encodes 259 amino acids. The transcript has a single exon. Gene Ontology annotation, cellular component: preribosome, large subunit precursor.
AUGAAAGAGCGCGAAGACGCGUCAGAUGAUGAUGAUGACGCGACGAGCGAAUCACGAUCACGGGAUGACGACGACGAAGAAGAAGAAGAAUCAUCGAGCGAGAGUUUCGACGACGACGAGUUCGUGCAGGACGAGGACGAGGACGAGGCGGAAGACGAGGACGAAUCACAAGGCGAGGACGAUGAUGAUUCAGAAGAAGAAGAAGACGAAGCGUUGGCGAGACCGGUGUCGAACGCCAUGCUCGGAAUGUCACGAGCGUUUCAAUCUUUGGUCGGGGACGACGAAGACGAAGACGAGACGACGGCAAUGUUGCCGAAGUCGAGAAAGCAACGCGCGGACGAAUUAGAAGCGAAGGCGGAAGAAAAAGAACGGCGCGCGAUUAAGCGCGCAAAACUUGAGGUGAAACAGCGCGGACACGUGAAACCACAGCCGCGCGGAAGAGAUGUGGAGAGCGACAUGUUGGAGCGGCGCCUGCACAACACGGCGACGAAGGGCGUCGUGCGCCUCUUCAAAGCCGUGGGUAAGGCUCAGCAAGACGCUGAGAAGGCAAAAACAAUGCGAAGAAAGGAUGCAUUGAUAUCUAAGGCUAAGUUCUUGGAAGAGUUGAGAGGGGAAAAGAAGUCAAAACAUGACGCCGACGAGAAGUCGACGAGCAAGGCGAGCUUUUUGCACAAUGACUUCAUGCUCGACGCGGGCAAAAAGAUGAAGGACUGGGAUCGCGAACAAAGCGCCGCGCCCAAAGACUUGGAGUACGAUGAAGACGAGGACGACGUGUUUUAG